Chlamydomonas reinhardtii is the source of this 4839-nucleotide messenger RNA. RefSeq lists its product as uncharacterized. Lineage: Eukaryota; Viridiplantae; Chlorophyta; Chlorophyceae; Chlamydomonadales; Chlamydomonadaceae. The transcript has 28 exons. The record is from RefSeq and is a predicted model, not a curated record. The coding region runs from base 67 to 4383 and encodes 1438 amino acids.
AGAAUUUGCUGUUUGACAGCUUCUUACGCCAUCACAGCUUUACGUUACGACGCUCUGACCAAGAGCAUGGCUCUCCGUUCUGCCCUCGCCCGCCCCGCAGCCUCUGUAUCCCGUGGACGCACUGCUGCUCGGACCGUUGCCAUGAGCGCCGCGCCAGUCGUCGCGCCCGCCAAGACUGUUGCCACUGAUGCCGCGGUGCGGGAGCGCGCCAAGGCCGCGGUGCUGGGCGGCCUGCUCGCAGACAUCGCCACCAUGCCCCUGCACUGGAUCUACGAUGUUCCCAAGAUGAACGAGCUCCUGGCCACCAGCGCCGCCGCCGCCGCCGGGGGCGCGGUUGACGCUGCCCACGUGGCCGCCGGAGUCCUGAUCGCCAGGCCGCAGCAGCUCGUGCUGCAUGAGGUAGCCGCGGAGCGGUGCGAGGGACUGCGGCGGCUGCGCGUUGCAGAUCUCAAUGGGGAUCUUGAAGUCGAGCUGGGGCAGCCCGCGCAGCAGGCGCAGGAUAAUGUCGUUGUCCGACCCGGCGCUGCCCAAGCCCAGGAUCUGAUCCCGCAGGCAGUAGGCGCGGCCAAAGCCUUCUACACCUACUUCACAGCCACCGAGCCCAACGCCUACCGCAACCACUCGGUUCGCGCGCUGGUGACCAACUGGGAGGAGGGCAAGCGCGGCCGCGAGGUGGGCCACAACACCGACUACCAGGCCAACUGCUUCGCCAAGGCCUCGCUGCUGGUGGCGCGCUACGCCGGCAAGCCCGAGCUGCGCCAGGUGGUGGAGGCGGCGGUGCGUGUGCAGCAGGACAACGACCAGGCGGUGGCGUACGGCCUGGCAGGCGCACUGCUGCUGGAGAAGGUGGUGCUGGGCCACACCAUUGAGGAGGCUCUGGCCUGGGCCGCGAGCGAGGGCGCCCUGCCCGCCGAGAUCAGGGCGCUGGUGGAGCGCGCGGUGGCCAGCCGCAGCACCCCCCUGCGUGAGCUGACCUACGAGCCCGUGCCGUACAUGCAGGGUGUGGUUCACCGCGACGGCUCUUACACCAGCCCCACGGUGGGCCCCAUCAACUGGAACGGCGCGCUCGUGCGCCCCAUCAUGGACCGCAUCGCUGUCACCUGGGCGCGGCUCUUCCAAUCGGAGCUCACCAAGUCCAUGCGGGAGCGUCUGCUUGCGGAGCUGGACGACUUCGUGAGGGGCGCGCGACACGAGCUGGAGGCGCAGGUGGCGCCGCUGCCGGGCGGCGACGAGCUGCUGCCGGCCGAGGCGGGCCGGCUGGACGAACUGUACCGCCAGGUCCGGCGCGACCAGGAGCGGCAGCUGGCGCAGGCGCUGGAGGCGCUGCACUCGGGCCUGGUGGAGACCAGCAAGGCGCUGAGCCAGGACGUGGUGGAGCCGCACGUACGGACCUCGCUCCAGGGCGCCUACCAGGCCGCCGCCAGCGAGCGCGGGCCAGGCUCCUACAAGCGGAUGCGGGACCACAUGACGUCGGCGGUCGAGCGGCUUGCACGGAUCAUGCUGCCGGCGGCCGCAAACAUGCUCCUGGCCGAGGUCGAGAAGCUGGUUGACCAGUUUGGCGAUGCUGCUUCUGCCGCCGCGUCCGCACUGCUGAGCGCUGUGCAGGCCCGCUCUGAGCUGCUGUGGGACGAAGCGCCUGCGGGAUACGAGGUGCGCUACAAGGCGGCGGCGCAGCUGGUGCAGCUGCUGGAGCGGGCGCGCAAUGUGUGCGCCCGAGCAGGCGUCAUUUCCCUGCCGCCGGCCUUCGUGCUGCCGCCGCCUCCCGCACCGGCCCCACCUGCAGCGGCAGCGGUGGUGCCGCAGGCCGAGGCCGAGGAGGUGGCCGGGGCAAGCAACGCGGGAUGCGAGGACAGCGGGGCGGUGGGCGAGGUGGAGACGGAGGAGGAGCAGGAUGAGGAGGAGCAGGACGAGGAGGAGGAGGUGGAGGCGGAUGAAGAUGAGCAGCAGGAGGAAGAAGAUGACGCAGACGAGCUGAUGACGCUGGCCGAUCUUGUGAAGCUGCAACGCGCGCAGCACGAGGACAAACAGGUAGCGCGGCAGCAGGAGCAGCCGCAGGCGGAGUGGCAAGCGCAGCAGGCCCAGCAGCAGCAGCAGCAGCAGCAUGCAGCGCAGCCGCACCAGCUGCAGCGCCAGGCGGAAAGGCAGCAACAGCAGCAGCAGCAGAAGACGGAGCCGCAGCAUCAGGCGGCGGAGCGGAAGCAGCACGAGCCAGCGGCAGGCCAAAGGCAGCAGUCGACAGGCGGCGGUGAGGCAGCCGCUGGCGCACCCACAAGCGACGGCGGCGGCGGCGGGGCCUACGCAAACACACAGCGCCAUUCUGCAGCUGCAGAAUCGGCGGCGCUGCAGCUGGUCGUUGUGCCGGACGUGCCGCGAGGACAACAUGUCCAGCCAGCCGGAGCUGCACCGGCCCCACUGGAGGCUUUGGCGGUGGCUGUGGUCGGGGAGGCGGUGAAGGCGGAGGUAGCGGCGGCGCUGGCGCGCGUCCCACCCGCUGACCCGGUGGACGCGGUGACACGGUGGGGCCUCCGCCGACUGUGGGAGCUUAGGGAGGCGCAGGAAGCUGCCAGCCAUGCUGGCGACGAGCCCACCCAUGUCCUGUGCCGCAACAACGCAGCCCUGCUGGUCGGGGCGAUCGCCGGGGUCGUUCGGAAGCUGAUGGAGCCGCGAGGGAUGCUGGAGCUCUACUCGCUGGACCCGGUAGCCUGCACCGCAGCGGCGGCGCGCACGGCCACGGGGGCGUCAGAUCUCAUUGCUGCAAUGGCGGCCGGCCCGCGUCGCGCAGUUAUAGCAAUACUGUACAGUACAGGUUUCGCAGGUUGGCAGAAACAAUUGGUGGAUGAUUACCGCUAUAUCAUAGACGUGAUGCCGGCUCGGAGGAUGAUGCGGAACGUGGAGUUGCGCAUGCAGCAGGGGUGGGAAUGUGUAUGGCAUGAGGAUCAGGCGUGUGCACACACCGCCCGACGCGAUGCGGCGAUGGUCACCUCGCCCAGCAGCUUGCCCAGCUCCUCGUCGUUGCGGAUGGCCAGCUGGAUGUGGCGAGGCACAAUGCGGUUCUUCUUGUUGUCGGGGGCGGCGUUGCCGGCGAGCUCCAGCACCUCAGCGGUCAAGUACCCCAGCACGGCGGCCAGGUACACGGGCGCGCCGGCACCGAUGCGCUCGGCGUAUUGCCCUUCUUCAGCUUUACGUUACGACGCUCUGACCAAGAGCAUGGCUCUCCGUUCUGCCCUCGCCCGCCCCGCAGCCUCUGUAUCCCGUGGACGCACUGCUGCUCGGACCGUUGCCAUGAGCGCCGCGCCAGUCGUCGCGCCCGCCAAGACUGUUGCCACUGAUGCCGCGGUGCGGGAGCGCGCCAAGGCCGCGGUGCUGGGCGGCCUGCUCGCAGACAUCGCCACCAUGCCCCUGCACUGGAUCUACGAUGUUCCCAAGAUGAACGAGCUCCUGGCCAGCAAGGGCAUGAGCGCCGCCGCGCCCGAGUUCUUCCCCGAGCCCUCCUGCCCCUUCUACCAGCACCCCUACGGCGCUCUGUCGCCGUAUGGUCACGAGCUGAUCCCGCUGCUGCAGUCCAUGGCGGCCAACGGCGGCGAGUUCGAUGAGGCCAAGUACGCCGAGGCCUUCUACACCUACUUCACAGCCACCGAGCCCAACGCCUACCGCAACCACUCGGUUCGCGCGCUGGUGACCAACUGGGAGGAGGGCAAGCGCGGCCGCGAGGUGGGCCACAACACCGACUACCAGGCCAACUGCUUCGCCAAGGCCUCGCUGCUGGUGGCGCGCUACGCCGGCAAGCCCGAGCUGCGCCAGGUGGUGGAGGCGGCGGUGCGUGUGCAGCAGGACAACGACCAGGCGGUGGCGUACGGCCUGGCAGGCGCACUGCUGCUGGAGAAGGUGGUGCUGGGCCACACCAUUGAGGAGGCUCUGGCCUGGGCCGCGAGCGAGGGCGCCCUGCCCGCCGAGAUCAGGGCGCUGGUGGAGCGCGCGGUGGCCAGCCGCAGCACCCCCCUGCGUGAGCUGACCUACGAGCCCGUGCCGUACAUGCAGGAGAUGGUGGGCAAGCACAUGGCCAUCAAGGACCAGCUGCCGCCCUUCACCGUGGCGGUGUGGUGCAACGGCCCCGCCUGCGGCAACCCCGCCGCCUUCACGAACGUGGCCAUGACCGCUGCCGUGUACGGCGGCGCCGGCAGCAGCAGCAGCAGCAGCGGCAAUGCCUACGUGGACGGCGUGCGCGCCAACCUGAUGGCGGGCGGCGACAACUGCAGCCGCAGCCUGCUGAUCGGCGCACUGCUGGCGGCGGAGUCUGGCCUGGGCUCGCUGCCUGCCGAGUGGCGCACCAAAGCGACCAAGCUGGCCGAGUACGAGGUGCUGGUGGACAAGCUGUUCGUGUAGAGCGGCUGGAGAGCUGACUUGUUGUUACACCGGUGCGGUAAAGUCGCGGCAUGACUGCAGGAGUAGCUAGCUAUGGGGUUCACGAGCUGAAGAAUGAUGGGAUGGAAAGGUUUUACGUUAUGGGGGCGGCUUUGUGGCGACGUGUGAGGGUUGCAACAGCAGGCAGGAGUGAAGCAAGGGGUUAUGCCGUGGGGUUUACAGGUGCUGAGGGCGAGACGGCGAGUAUAGUAAAGCAGUGUGGUAUGGACGUAUGGUACAGGAGUGUGCAGAGGUCAAGUGUUUGGCUGAGUGCAUAAGGCGCGCCCGUGCACGCCAAUGCUGCACCGGGGGAAUGCACCGGAAGGACGACACCCUUGCAUGCUCCGGAGUUGUGCGACUGGUGAGGCGUGUCUGCGUGCGUGGCAUGCAUGGAGUGAGGCGGACUUGCCGAGUGUGCUGCUGUAACCAGCUUCGUAA